AUGGAUGUAAAGAGUGCUUUCCUAAAUGGUUACAUAAAGGAAGAGGUAUUUGUUGAACAACCCCUCGGCUUCCAGGAUUUUGACUUUCCUGACCAUGUGUUCAAGUUAAAAAAGGCUUUGUAUGGACUAAAGCAGGCACCUAGAUCAUGGUAUGAACGGUUGAGAUUACAAGUGAAGCAAGAUGACAGUGGCAUCUUUAUACACCAAUCCAAGUAUGGCACAGAUCUGCUAAAGAAAUAUAAGAUGUUGGAAUGCAAAGAAGCUGCCACACCGAUGGCAACAAACUAUUAUCUUGGUCUGGACGAGAAAGGAAAUUUCGUAGAUCAAAAGCUCUAUAGAGGUAUGAUCAGAUCCUUGUUAUAUCUUACUACUAGUAGACCAGACAUUAUGCAUAGUGUUUGUCUUUGUGCUAGAUUUCAAUCAAAACCAAAGGAAUCACAUCUUACUGCUGUGAAAAGGAUUUUGAAAUAUCUAAAGGGAACCAAAAGUCUUGGACUAUGGUAUCCUAGUGGAUUAAACAUUUUUCUAGAAGGUUACAGUGAUUCAGACUUUGGUGGUUGCAAACUAGACAGGAAAAGCAUUAGUGGCACAUGUCAUCUUCUAGGUUAA
Messenger RNA from Vigna angularis (adzuki bean), 609 nucleotides. RefSeq lists its product as uncharacterized. Bases 1 to 609 code for a protein of 202 amino acids. Lineage: Eukaryota; Viridiplantae; Streptophyta; Magnoliopsida; Fabales; Fabaceae. The transcript has 2 exons. The record is from RefSeq and is a predicted model, not a curated record.